ACUAAGUCAAAAGCUGCAUACAAAAGAAUGACUCUCUAGCUGUAGUUUCAAUAUUAGCAGCUUUGGUUCUAUAAUGAUGGCUAGAAGCAAAUGUGCCCAGAAUAAUUUUUAUGAUGGCCUGGUGGAAAAAUGUAUGCCCUGCUACCUACGCUGUUCCAAACCACCUGUCAGCUGCACUGCAUACUGCAUCAAACCUGCAGUCGGCUCCAACACCAGCUCCAGCUCUGUGUCCGAGAAUAACAAUGUGUGGCUGAUCCUGCUUUUCCUAUUGUUGUGUGCUGUUACCACACUGAUGCUGCUCAUUCAGAUACUACGCAAAAGGAACUGCCAGCCAUUCCUCAGAAAGGAAGGGAGACACCAAGAGCAAGGGGGAGACUCUGGAAGAGAGAGGGAUUUGGAAGCUUCAAAGGAGACUGACGAGGCACACGAUAGAACCAUGAUCAGGGAUGAAUUAGAGCAAACGUACAGUGACACUCUUUAUAAUUCAAGUCUACCUCUACCAUCCACUGAAGAGGGAACCACCAUCCUGGUCACCACAAAGACAGCACGGACCUACAAUCACGCACAUUACUGUACACAAGACAAGUCACUGAACGUAUGUAGAUCUAUCUCGGUAGCCUGAGGCGCUUCAUAAGUGUCAUUAGACUAAAGAAGGGACAAUCAAAAAAGCUAAGAAAUACUUUAACACAAUUGUUAAGUAUAUCACCAUAGAAACACUGCAAAUAUGUUUUUGAGGUUUGCGAACUUUGGCCACAAUUGUGAUUCAUCUGUGUAAAUUGGAAGCGAAAGAUUAAAAA
Anguilla anguilla (European eel) is the source of this 797-nucleotide messenger RNA. Its product is annotated as tumor necrosis factor receptor superfamily member 17. The coding region runs from base 74 to 622 and encodes 182 amino acids. The record is from RefSeq and is a predicted model, not a curated record. Lineage: Eukaryota; Metazoa; Chordata; Actinopteri; Anguilliformes; Anguillidae. Gene Ontology annotation, biological process: tumor necrosis factor-mediated signaling pathway. The transcript has 3 exons. Gene Ontology annotation, molecular function: signaling receptor activity.